AUGUUUUUCUUUCAAUGGUACAGAAUUGAUCUAGUCAUUAGUCUGUUGUCGUCAAUUUUAAUUUUUACUAAUUCUUUUUCUACUGCAUCAUCACCUUCGUCGGAUACGAAACCUUAUUGUUCAUUUUUUUCCAAUCGAGCACCAAGUCCACAACCUGCACUUACCAAUUGUACAUGGUUUAAAGAGAACAGUUGCUGUCGUGGUAAUGAAGUACGACUUAUUUUUUCUCAAGUACGUCCAUUAAUUGGCUCAUCAGCAGAGUGUACACGUUUUCUCAAUGUACUUAUGUGUUAUGUAUGUUCACCAUUGCAACAUGUAUUUUAUCGUAGUGAACGUUUACAUGUAUGUUUAUCCUAUUGCGAUCGAAUGUAUAAUGCCUGUGCGACAGCACUCAUGAAAGGUAUACCUGUUGGAGAAUUAUAUGCAAAUGGGCGAGAAUUUUGCCUUUCACGGCGUUUCGAAAUCAACGAUGCAUUUAAUGCUUCUACUUGUUUUGCUGAUCAUGAUUUAAGAAUUCAAACAAAACAAAUCAAAAUUGGAGAUUUUAAUAGAUCUUCCAGAAAUAUCGAACGACCCAAUGUAUUUAAACUAUUUGCUGUCGUAUGUCUGGCAGCCAUGGUUAGUUUUAUUUUAUGUUAA
Rotaria socialis is the source of this 639-nucleotide messenger RNA. NCBI's taxonomy places the organism in Eukaryota, Metazoa, Rotifera, Eurotatoria, Philodinida, Philodinidae. The record is from the annotation of a GenBank genome assembly.